GCCUUUUUGCGAAGGGCACGCAGCGGAGAAGGGCUCUGCCGGCAUCGGUAGAGAGCACCCCGCCGCUCAGGCCAGCGCUGCCCUGCCUACGGCCGCGCGGUUGAAAGAGCGGAGGUGGCCGUGUAGUCGGUGGAGCCGGCUGGGCUGAGCAGCGCCGGGCUGGGUGCGGGUACUGCGAGCGGCCCGGAGCCCUCCGCCCCCGGCCGCUGGGCUGAGAGCUCCCCCGCCGGGCGCAGAGCUGCUAUUGCCCCCGCGGCGACCUGCGUGCCCCAGGCCUCAAAGGUCAUAGCGGUGUGCCUCGGCGUGCUGGGAGCUGUUGGAAGCGUUGUGCGCCUGUAACGCGCCCUCGCUCAGCUGCUUUUGCAGGUACGAUGGCCCGUGUCUUUGUCUAUGGCACGCUGAAGAAAGGCCAGCCCAACUACAAGCACAUGAUCAACACCGCCAAGGGCCUAGCAAAAUUCCAAGGAAGGGGCCGCACGGUGGAGAAAUACCCGCUGGUGAUUGCAGGAAAGUACAACAUUCCUUACAUGCUGAACAUCCCUGGGACGGGACAUCACGUUGCUGGGGAGAUUUACUCGGUUGACGACCAGAUGCUGCAGUUCCUGGAUGAGUUUGAAGGCUGCCCAGACAUGUACCAGCGUACCCUGAUGAGAAUCGAGGUGGUGGAGUGGGAAGGGAAGAGUGGCGCGGGCGAGACGCAGGCAGCUGCCGAGGGUGUGGUGGAGUGCUUCGUGUACAGCACAACAACAUACCCACCUGAGUGGGUUGGCCUCCCCUACUAUGACAGUUACGACUCCUCGGGGAAGCAUGGCCUCUCCUACGUCCUACGCGAGAGCCGGGAUUAGGCACAGCAGAGACCGCAGCCCAGGCCAAGACGUAGCACUAAGCAGCUGCCGAUCGGUAACCUUCCCAGUAAAGCUGUAAUACCUUGUUAUUAAAACCUGGCAUCUCUUGUAACCUUCCCUCCCGACCUGGGAGCCUUGGCACUAGUGUUGAAGUUUUGGUAGGUCCAGAGGCGGGGGCUCCUCUCUGGCUAGGCAGCAUCUUCCUUGCCCCUGCUAACCUGCUACAAGUAAACCGGGUUUGCAUCAGGUGUAAAAUAACUCUCUCUGCACAUCAGUUCUGGGGCAUAGUUAAUUAUUUUUUCUCAAACCCCCCCUCUUUGCACCAGUGCAUGGCUGAGGUCAGUGAAAGAGCAGAGGAACAGACUAAUUGUGGGGUUUUUUAAUCUGAAUUGACACAUUUUCUUGUGUAGUUCUCCAAGGAGGGUGGAAUAAUGAUGAUACUGUUGCACUAAUAACUGAUUUUAAAUAAUAAUGCCUGCAAACAAAGCAAAGCACAACUCACAUUUCAGAUUGCCUUGUCAUCAUCUCCAGUAGGUUACUGAAUGUAGACAGGGAGAGAUGACCAACCAGGUACGAUGUGCUUCAAGAUAAACACGAAAUUGCUGGAGAAACAAGAGAAAAGUUCAAGACUCUUCUUACUCUAUACUGCAAUGCUUUUCUGAACUGGAAGAAGGUAUUUCAAAAGCAGGUUUAGUUUUACAAGGUACUGUGAAGAGACAUUAAAAACAGUGUAAGAGAAUUACCUUUAAAAUCAUAUUUUUAAUUUAGGAUUAUAAGCACUUUAGGUACCGCUUCAGUUCACUGAGUGACUGUAGAGUUCAGGGCCUGUGGUGGGGACCAGGAAAAGCAGACCUGAUCUCAGCUGCCACCACCCUACAGCAAAUGCAGCUGUCAUGAGUGCUCGCUAUCCAGGUGACUUUUUGCCAAGCACUUUAACACAGAACUUGCAACCAGAGGCAAGCAGUUUCCCACUGGGGGUAGAAUUUUAUAUACAUUAUAAAAUAUAUAUAUAUAUAUAUAUAUAUAUAUAUAUCUCCAAAGGACCUGUAUUGUGAUUAUUGCAACAUUUAAACUGUGGGGAGGUGGGGGGAAGAUGGAAAAAGAAGAUCCUUGGUCCCCUGACCAGCCAGCUGUGCUGGUCUGUGUACAGUCAGGGAAAGCUGUGGCUUUCUGUUGCUGCACUCUUGUGCCUUACGUUUUCCUUCAAGGGCAGGUGUCAGUACGUAUGGGUUGUACCAUAUGCAGGGCUGUACACAGUGCAGUGAGCUGGGGCACUAUUGAAUGUACUAAGGAUACCAUUAAGAACAAUAUUGUACUUUUGCUUCACUGUCAGUAGCCCUGUGAGGGCCAGAGGAGAUCCAGGGUAAGGAAUCAGCCUGAACCUCAUACCAGUAGUAGACACUGCUGCAUCUCUUUAGGUAAAACAGCCAGCGGCUUUGCUGCAGUGCUUUUGAAGUACAAUACUUGUGCCUUUUUGCAAUACUUGUUUUUUAUUUAGGGCAACCUUCAGGAGUUGAACCAUGCCCCUUCUGAAAGGGGCAAGAUGGCAUUAAGAAGAUUUGUAAGAAGAGCUGUAGGCUGUCUGCUACAGUUUCUCCAACUGCAAAAGCACUGAUUUUUCCUGGAGGGCAGGUACUACCCAAACAUGCUCCUUUUACAUAAACUAAUGAACAAAGCAGAUCCCUGUACCCCCUUGGCCAUGAGAUGAAGUUGGCAGCAUCUCAAGAACAUGAAAAAGGCCUCUUCAAUUGCAAGUUUUAAGCAGACUCCUGAAUCUUUCUAGUUGAACAUGAGUCACCAGCUUUUUCAGACUGUUCUUCUCCUUCACCUUCCAGUAAGGAGUCCAGGCACUUCUGGCCUGAAGGGUUUUCUGGGAAGCAGCAUGAGACUGCAUGUCCUAGGCAAGAAAAUCAGAGGAAGCCCUCUGCUCAGAAGGUCAAGGCACAGCAGGAGCAGUGACUUAGAGGUAUGUAAAAAGAAAAAACGACCAACAAACCAGCUGUAGGAGGCGAGCCCAAAGGCAGGGGUAGCCCAGUGUCCUAGCCCAGCAGUAGGUAGCAGCAAAGACCUAGGCAAGAGCACAGGGACAGAGAUGAUGUGCCAGGGACUGCAGAGGUAUCACAGCAUCCAGUGAGCUGCAGCUGCUGACUCACCAAGCUAGAACAUCAGUGGAAGGGAGAGUCUCUGCUAACCUCAAACUAGCAUUCUGAACCCAGUAAACCUGUGGUAAUUGCAUCAUCCCAUGGUACAGAGCUCCUAUGCAAAGAGUUAAAAAAAAUACAUCUUCCCUGCUCUGACCAAGUCAGCAAGGCUCUUCAGGCUUCCUCCUCCUCAGGCCCUCUUGGGUUCCUCACAUAGGACACAUGGCAAUUCCAGCAGGAUAUAAUCUGGUGCUAUGAAUGGUCCCAGUUCUUCAGUCUUUAGUAGGAGCCUCUGCAUGAUAAAAGAGUCGAUGCUUGGGUGUCCCUUUCUUGUAAAGUUCAGGAGGAGGCUUGUCCUGAGGGACAGCAAGUACCUCUAGCAAUACCUUAGAGUGCCUAAGAGGAUUUGAGGACAGUGCCAGCUCCUCCUGUGACAAUUUGCAUUCAGUAAUCAAUAGAAAGAGGCUAAAGAGAGGGGGAAAUCUGAGAGUGGAGUCUGAAUAAAAGAAAAUUCCCUUACAGUUGUAAAUGAAAAUACAUGGAAAAAUUCUGCACCAGCAAAAUAAAACAUCUAACCUGUAAUUUCAAUCUAGUCUAUUCAAAAUAGUACAGUCAAUCUGAUCAGAAUUUAAGCCACUGGCAGCACUUGUUCAGUGCUUACACAGAAUAUAGGAAAACUGCUGUGUUAAGCACUCGUUGGUUCAUUUUUCACUGUUAUUACAACCAUUCUGUAUAGUUUGGCUGGGCCUUCAAACCAGUGACAUUUCCAUGGAGCAGAUGAAUCGGAUUUGGGCUUUUGUUGUGUCGUGGGGUUUUUUUUCUUUUUAAAGAAGCUCUUCCUGUUUUAAAGCAGAAAUAGUAUUUUAUUGAUUUUAUUUGAUCCUGAAAAAUCAAAAGAAUUACAAAGGUUAUGUACAAGUAUUUCUGGAAGUAAAAAUCUGGGAUCUGUUGCCAAGGUUUAACAUCUGUGUUUGCUGUCUUAACCACUGAUACAAUAAAUAUGACUGUGUAAAA
This is a messenger RNA of Pogoniulus pusillus (Red-fronted tinkerbird), 4000 nucleotides long. RefSeq names its product gamma-glutamylamine cyclotransferase (gene GGACT). Gene Ontology annotation, molecular function: gamma-glutamylaminecyclotransferase activity. The coding region runs from base 372 to 845 and encodes 157 amino acids. Gene Ontology annotation, cellular component: cytosol. Lineage: Eukaryota; Metazoa; Chordata; Aves; Piciformes; Lybiidae. The record is from RefSeq and is a predicted model, not a curated record. The transcript has 2 exons.